ACGACAUCACGACCACGACCACGACCGCCGGCGCUACCUGCAUGAGCGCCCUGUCACGUGAAUAGACGCAUCGAAACUUGAAUACAGAAAAAGACCCCGCGAAAUCGCGAACGCCACACAAUGGGCGUCUCAAUCCUGCCUCCCAGCGCACCCCUCCCGCCGCGCCGCGAUGCGCCUGCCGACGACAGCGACGUCGACAUGUCCGAUGACGAACUCCCAACCUCAAAUAGCGCCACCAUAGUCACACCAGGCGAACACAUCACGAGCGACCCCCAAUGGAUGCGCGGUCACGGCACAUACGUCCCAGCCGGGAGCGGGACAAUCAUCUCGACAGUGGCGGGCAACCUGCACAAGACAAACAAGCUGCUGUCCGUACAGCCUCUGCGCGCGCGCUACCAGCCAGAGAUCGGCGACCUGGUCAUCGGGCGCAUCGUCAACGUGCAGACGAAGAAAUGGAGCGUCGACAUCGCCGCGCCCAUGCUCGCCAACCUGCCCCUCUCUUCCAUCAACCUGCCCGGCGGCAUCCUGCGCCGCCGCACCGCCGUCGACGAGCUCAACAUCCGCACCUUCUUCUCCGAGGGUGACCUACUCGUCGCCGAAGUCCAGUCGCUGCACCAAGACAACACGGCUUCGCUGCACACGCGCUCGCUGAAAUACGGAAAGCUGCGCAAUGGGCUCUUCACCUCGCUCUCCGGCGCCGGCGGCGGCAUCCUCAGCCGCAAGGGCGGCGUCGUGCGCAGCAGGCGCCAGGUCUUCACGCUCAACACCGCGGCUGGCGAGAUCGACGUCGUGCUCGGCGUCAACGGGUACAUUUUCAUCUCCAAGCACACCGCGGUCGCAGCCUCGACGACGGAAACCGGCAUCAACAAGCUCGACGAACAGGUCACGGAGACGCUGUACUCGAGCCAGAACGACGACAUUCCGGCGCCAGUGCUGAAGGAGAUCACGCGCGUCAGCACGCUGAUCAAGGGCCUUGUGGCGUGCGGGGCCAAGGUCGACGAGGACACGAUUGUGCGCGUGUAUGAGGGCGCCGUGGAGCUGGACGCCGAGGAGCAGAGUCUGGGCGGCGUGGAGAAGGGCGUGGGCGCGAAGGGCGUCGUGGAGGCGGUGCUGGCGCGGCUGGCGGUCGAGAACGCUGGGUGAAGGCCGCACGACGAGGCAGUACACAGGUAGCAAAACAUCAACAUGGGCGGUCUUGCAGCAUUUGCCCCUGUGGUGGCGUCGCUGAUGCCCGCCUCGCGCACGCCGCGAAGCCACUGGUGCGGGCCGGGCCUUAGUCGUCUGGCGACAAAGGGGCGGCACGGAGCGCAGGCAAGACACCACAGGUGUGGGGAAGCGGCAGUCACGAUGGGCGUACGAGAAGAGAUGAAU
Molecule: messenger RNA, 1371 nt
Organism: Boeremia exigua
Lineage: Eukaryota; Fungi; Ascomycota; Dothideomycetes; Pleosporales; Didymellaceae
Product: exosome component 2
Exons: 1
Coding region: 121-1143 (340 amino acids)
Biological process (GO): CUT catabolic process; poly(A)-dependent snoRNA 3'-end processing; U4 snRNA 3'-end processing
Cellular component (GO): nuclear exosome (RNase complex); cytoplasmic exosome (RNase complex)
Molecular function (GO): RNA binding
Source: RefSeq, a predicted model, not a curated record